Messenger RNA from Petromyzon marinus (sea lamprey), 2406 nucleotides. It is a transcript of the gene RIOK2, whose product is annotated as RIO kinase 2. Gene Ontology annotation, biological process: protein phosphorylation; maturation of SSU-rRNA. Lineage: Eukaryota; Metazoa; Chordata; Hyperoartia; Petromyzontiformes; Petromyzontidae. Gene Ontology annotation, cellular component: preribosome, small subunit precursor; nucleus; cytosol. Gene Ontology annotation, molecular function: protein serine/threonine kinase activity; ATP binding. The record is from RefSeq and is a predicted model, not a curated record.
CGCCUAUCCGCGCUACGAAAUCCAAUCCUGGACAGUGGAGCCUCGUGGUGGUGGUGGUGGUCUUUGCGAUCUUCCACUCUGCACGUUACCUUCUUUUAAACAACUUACAUUUAAAACAGAAACUAUCGCUGUUACCCUCGCCGCCGAGAUGGGGAAGCUGAACGCGACGAUGCUGAGAUACCUGUCCAGGGAUGACUUUCGGGUUCUGGUUGCGGUUGAAAUGGGCAUGAAGAACCACGAGAUCGUGCCCAACUGCCUCAUCACCUCCAUUGCCAACCUCAAGCACGGCGGCACCAACAAGGUGCUGCGGGAGCUUGUCAAGCACCGCCUGCUCGCCUACGAACGUGCCAAGACUGUGCAGGGCUACCGGCUGACCUUCUCGGGCUACGACUACCUGUCGCUGAAAACGCUGGCGGCGCGGGACACCGUGUCCUCCAUUGGCAACCAGAUUGGAGUCGGCAAGGAAUCCGACAUUUACAUCGUGGCGAAUGAGGAGCAGAAGCAGAUGGCCAUGAAGCUGCACCGGCUGGGCCGCACGUCCUUCCGCAACCUCAAGAUCAAGCGAGACUACCACAAGCACCGGCAGCGCGUCUCCUGGCUCUACCUGUCCCGCCUCGCCGCCAUGAAGGAGUAUGCCUACAUGAAGGCGUUGUACGAACGUGGUUUCCCCGUUCCCAAGCCCGUCGACUUUUCCCGACACGCGGUCAUCAUGGAGCUCCUCAGCGGUUACCCUCUCUGCCAGAUCCGCGAGCUGGCCGACCCGGCGGCGCUCUACAGCGACCUCAUGGAUUUGAUCGUGCGGCUGGCGAACCACGGCCUCAUCCACGGCGACUUCAACGAGUUCAACCUGAUGCUGGACCAGCGGGACCGCGUCACCAUGAUCGACUUCCCGCAGAUGGUGUCCACCUCGCACGCCAAUGCCGAGUGGUACUUUGACCGUGACGUCAAGUGCAUCAGAGACUUCUUCGCGAAACGCUUCGCCUACGAAAGCGAGCUCUUCCCGACCUUCAGAGAUGUCAAGCGCGAGACGAACCUGGACGUUGAGAUCUCGGCGAGCGGCUACACCAAGGACCUGCAGGAGGACGAUGAGCUCCUUCACCCGGCCGGGCCUGAUGGAGACGACGGCACGGCCUCGUCUGACUCGGAAACGGAGCCACCCAACGCCGAGUCGCGAAUCUCGCCGGCGGAAGAAAAUCCGGACGAUGAUCGCAAACUCCCAGACGACGAGAAGGGCCCGACGACAGAGUUUGACCUCGGCCACGGCCACGAAGCUGACUUGGGCCGCGACGUUGACCGACGCGAAGACCACGAUGACAAACUGGCCGAAGAAGUGGACAGGCUGGCGGUAAAAGACGAAACUUCCGGGGAACUGUGCCGGGAGGUCGGUAGAAUUGGGCCGCCACAGGAAGGUGGCACACCCGGUUCUGAUUGCGGUGAGCUUUGCCGGGAGGUUCUGAGUAAGGAGGAUUGUGCUGCAUUACCCGGAAAGAAGGCGGACAAGGAGGAAGAAGGCGUGGACCAAGACCUUGUCAAACUAUCGGAGUUGAAUAAGGAGUUCAGGCCGUACAGAGAUGAGGAAAGCCUGCAGCACCUGAACGAGCAUCUCGCCUCCAGCCGUCGGCACCGGACAGACAGCGAGUGCUCUGGGACAUCCUUCCUUAGCAGCCACUCCACCAUCGCUCCUGACGUAAUCCGCAUGAAGGUGAAGCGGCAGCUGACGAAGCAGCAGAAGGCCGCCGCACGGCGCCGACUGCAGAAAGGCGAGGCCAACGUCUACACGACGAUACGCCGCGAGAACAUGGACACCAUCCGCUCGUCCGUGGACUCCAACGACUUUUGGGGGUGACCUCUUCCCCUCGACGGCGGCGGCCGGUGGCAAACGCAGUCGGGGGCCCCCCUUUUGCGGAAGUCGUCGAGUGGCCAUGGGGAAACGUCUCGCUUUCCCAGCUUGGUUUGUCCAAUGUCUUUUUUUUUUGCGGGUUGUUGCCAUCGCGCUGUUCGCCGCGAUGUCCGAUGUUUUUUUCUCCAGGGAACCCAGAAAAUGGAGCGAAACAACGUUGGACAACUUUGCAUAGUGGUGUCCAGGUUUUGGUUUUCACGCAGUUUAAAAAUAUUAUUGCUUUUACGAUAGCACAUGUAAAAUAACUCGGUGUGUUUGGAAAACAUUUUAAAUAUAUAUUUUUUCGAUGUGAAAGUGUAAAUUAUGUUUUGACUGUACUAUCGUCAUCAUCACCACCCAUGAUCUAUCCACUGCUGGAUGAAGGCCUAGGCAAGUCGAUUACAUCUCUCACUGUUCUGCGAUGUAACAAUCCCAUCAAGUGUUUUCAUUGCUCCAUAUAUCCUCUUGGAUGCCGUACCCUCCUGUAAUAAAAUCACAAUAAAUUUAUAGUGUCCCGAGAAAAUAAA